This is a messenger RNA of Paramecium pentaurelia, 297 nucleotides long. The record is from the annotation of a GenBank genome assembly. Lineage: Eukaryota; Ciliophora; Oligohymenophorea; Peniculida; Parameciidae.
AUGAGUAAUAUUUAUAAAGGGACUUAGCUUUUUUAUAGAAGAAUGCUUAAAACUAUGAUGAAAACUUUUAAUGGGGAUCCAGAAAUGUUUCAUAGAGUAAGAAUUGAAUGUCGAAAUAAAAUAAAAGAAAAUGCAAAUGAGACUGAUUAAAUCAAAAUAUAAAAUCAUAUAUUUUUUGGAGAAGAAGCUCGAGAAUUCUUAGAAAAUCAUUUGAUAUCAGGAAAAUUAAUGCCAAAUGGAAGAUAUCGAUUUAAAGCUUAACCUUAACAUAGUAUGAAUGAUCCAAUAAAGUAAUGA